UUUGCACAUUCAUUACCAAUUUAGUUUGAAACUAGUAACCAACCCUCAAAGAACACACCAUGGAAGAAGAGCAACCUCCGGCCAAGAAACGAAACAUGGGACGAUCUAGAAAAGGUUGCAUGAAAGGCAAAGGCGGUCCACAGAACGCUACGUGCACCUUCCGUGGAGUUAGGCAACGGACUUGGGGUAAAUGGGUCGCUGAGAUCCGUGAGCCUAACCGUGGCACCCGCCUCUGGCUCGGCACUUUCAAUACCUCAGUGGAAGCCGCCAUGGCGUACGAUGAAGCCGCUAAAAAACUGUAUGGACACGAGGCUAAACUCAACUUGUUGCACCCACAACGACAACAACAAAAGCAAGAUGUAAAUAGGAACUUGUCUUUUUCUGGCCACGGGUCAAGUUCUUGGGGUUAUAAGCUCGACACGGUUCGUGGGUUGGAGCUUGGUCUCGGUACGUCAAAUGAGUCACGUGGUUCGUGGUCGGGAGGUUUUAGUUUUCUACAAGAAGAUGAUUAUCAUAAUUCUAACCGGUACUUAUCUUCAAGUGGGUCAAAUCUUUUUUGGUUAUUACCCAAACGAAGUAGUUCACAAGAUCAAGAAAGUGUUAAUGCUGCGAGUGGUAGUGGCGGCCAGACGUUUUCGACGAAGUUGAAACCUCAGAACUUGAUGAUGACUCCUUCGGACUACGGCACAUCAAAUGGAGUUUGGUCUAGGUUUCUUGCGGGACAACAAGAGAAUAAGAUUGACUAUGACGUGUCAUCAUCUUGUGGCUCGUCGGACAAUAAGGAGAGUGUGUCGGCUCCUAGUGGUGAGUCUGGUGACGCUGGAGAACGGUUGCAUAGGCCGGAGGUGGAGGAGGAAACAGGGUAUUUGGAGAUGGAGAAUCUUUUGGAGAUUGAUGAUUUGGGCUUGUUGAUUGGCAAGAACGGCGAUUUCAAGAAUUGGUGUUGUGAUGAGUUUCAACAUGCAUGGAAUUGGUUCAGAGCAGUGUUUUUAAAACCGGACGGACCCGAUAGUUGGACCGGGUUCGACCAUGAACCGGUUAUAUAGCCGGGUUGGAUCUAGUAAUUGGUUGCCACGCGGAUAGAUUGAAUUUCAAAGUUAUUAAACCGAUAAAAACCACUAAAACUAUCAAAAAUCUAUAAACCAUCCAUUAAACAUAAAAUUAGGUUAUAUUUAUAAUAUAUUAUGUUUAAAAUUUAUUUUUAUUUUAAUUAUGUAUCAAAUUUAAUAACAUUACUUUAAAAUUUAUAUACUAACAAUAUAUUAAACCAAAGUAUUGAACCGGGUUUGAUCCGGUCGAACCAUAUUGAACCAUGAUCCAAAAAAAUUUCGUUUCAGCUUCCGGUCCAGUUUUAAAAACACCGGUUCUGAGAGAGUUU
Molecule: messenger RNA, 1378 nt
Organism: Brassica napus (rape)
Lineage: Eukaryota; Viridiplantae; Streptophyta; Magnoliopsida; Brassicales; Brassicaceae
Product: dehydration-responsive element-binding protein 2G-like
Exons: 1
Coding region: 60-1046 (328 amino acids)
Biological process (GO): positive regulation of DNA-templated transcription; response to stress
Cellular component (GO): nucleus
Molecular function (GO): transcription cis-regulatory region binding; DNA-binding transcription factor activity
Source: RefSeq, a predicted model, not a curated record